Messenger RNA from Scaptodrosophila lebanonensis, 7087 nucleotides. RefSeq lists its product as uncharacterized. The record is from RefSeq and is a predicted model, not a curated record. Gene Ontology annotation, cellular component: nucleus. Gene Ontology annotation, molecular function: DNA-binding transcription factor activity, RNA polymerase II-specific; RNA polymerase II transcription regulatory region sequence-specific DNA binding. Gene Ontology annotation, biological process: regulation of transcription by RNA polymerase II. Bases 1427 to 5176 code for a protein of 1249 amino acids. NCBI's taxonomy places the organism in Eukaryota, Metazoa, Arthropoda, Insecta, Diptera, Drosophilidae. The transcript has 3 exons.
GGCAAGCAGCGCAGCCGCUAAUCGUGCUCGUUGCCUUUUUGCUGUCGUCGACCGUCGCUUCCGCUCCCGUUGGCCGUCGAUGUCCGUCGCGUCGCAAAAGCGAAGCCCCGAAAAUUUUCCAUUUUGAAAAAAAAGAAUAAAAUGUUCAACUUUGACGUUUUUAUGGUGUGUGAAAUAAAACGACGACAGCACCAAAAAGGAAAAGGCCAAAGCUAAAGAAUAAGGCGCUAAAGCGCAAGAAAGAGCAGUGGCAUAGAAUGAAACGCGUGCAGUAAAGAAAAGAGAAGAGGUGGGCAAGAGCAAAAAAAAAAAGAAAAGGGAAAAACUAUUGGGAAACUGUGAAAAAGGUCAAAAUGUGGUGGAAAAAUGAAGCAAAUGUGAAAAUUAAAGUUGUGUGGAAAAGCUAAAAUUAAUUUUUGUUGUUGUUCCCGCGCGCAUGCCUCUGUAUGUGUGUGAGUGCCCAUCUACAUAUACGCGUGUUUGUGUCGUACAUGUAAAUGUUUCGCUGUCGGUGUUGCGUGCGUUUGUGUGUGUGCGUGCGUGCGAGAGUGUGUGAAGAAAUUAAUUCGUAAAACGCAUUUACCCUUAAAUACAAAUUGUAUAUUUUAAACAUACAAACAAAUACCUACCUACAUAUAUUUUUGAUACGUAUAAUACUUUCAAAUUGCAGUAGAAUUAUUGCACAAAAGAUAAACGUAAGAAGCAAAAGCAACAAAACAACAACCGCAAAAACACUCAACGAGAAUAUUAAAAAGGAAAUCAAUAAUAAUAACAAUAAAUAAGCUCUGCUCCGUCAGUUGAUGGUAUGUGUGUGUGUGUGUCGAUGAUUGUAUGUGCGUGUGUACGAAAAAUAAGAAACUAAAAGAAAACAAAUAGUUGCUGCAAGGAAAGGUUAAAGACAAAUUAACCAACCAGAGGCGGCCGCAACAAAAAUGUGGACGGCGAGCGAACGCGCCACAGCAGCGCCCCACUUCGCAGCAUCUCCAGCCACCGCCACCACACGAACGACAACAACAACAACAACGUACGCAGUAGUAAUAGAAGAAGAAGCAGCGGGCAACGCAUCCGCAUGGCAAGUGCGAAAAACCGCAUGACCGAUGACGACGAGGAAGCGAAAAAUUUUGCUUUUAAGUGAACAAAACUUGCAAAAGAAAAAGUAGAUGAAGAAAAACGAAAUACGGGAAUUACGGGAAAUUGAGAACGCCAACGUGAAAAACGGCGCGUAAACGCUAAAAAAAAGAAUAAAUAGAAAAACAGAAAAAACGCAACGGGCGACUAACAAGUAAAUAAAACAACAGUCGAAUAAGCAACAACAAAAGCGGCAAGAGAUAUAAAACACACACACACGCAUACAAAACCAUUCAUACAUACGAAACAUACAGGGGAAAGGAACACACACGCACACAUACACCAAAUAGUUGGUACGAUGGCCAGCAGUGCCACAAAUUCAGCUGGUGGCGCCACACGCGCCGCCACACGGGCCGCAACAGUCACACUCACCAGCAGCAGCAGCACUCUGCCCUCACUGUUCGCCGGCGGCGGCGGCAGCAGCAGCACCGGCGCCGGCAAAGAUUUGGACGGACUGAUUGCCAUCAAUGAUAGCGCAUUAUCGCAACAAAUCGAAUUUAUACUACAAGAUGCUCCCAUGGAGCAGGAUGACGAGCAUGAAUUGGAGCUUGGCAUGGCAGCAGCGACGGCGGCAGCAGCGGCGGCAUCAGCAACGAAGCUCGACAACAACCACCACCACCCACCGACAACAACAAAUACAACAAUAACGUCAACAAAUAGCGCUUCCGCAUACAACCACAACAACAACAGCAGCAACAGCUUAAGCAGCGUAGAGGAGCAGCACCUGCAACAACAGCAACAAUUGUUGCAACAACAGUUACACCAACAACAACAGCAACAGCAUCAUCUGCUCAAUGGGCGCCGCAUCAUCAUUCAAUCAACUACCGGCAACGCGGCGCUGAUUGCUGCCGAUGACAUUAAAGAGGAAGAAGAGGAGGAGGAGGAUCCUGAGCUAAACGAUGAGAAUCUGCAGGACAUAGAGGAGGAGGCACAAGCAGCAGAAGCUGACGAGGAGCCAGAACCAACAGCGCAUCAUCAUCAGCACCACCACCAACACCACCAACAGCAACAGUUGCAUCUGGAGCAGCAACAACAACAGGCGGCUGCCCUGCAACAACAAAUACAGCAGACACAGGUGAAGCUCGAACUAGAGGAUGAGGAGGAUGAUGUCAUGUCGCCACAGCAACAACAGCAGCAAUUAGAAUAUAUCAAUGCAGCACAGUCGACGUCACAGGCAACGACCCAACAAUUGGUGCUGCCUGCAGGUAGUAUUGUAAGCACCACGACGCGCGCGCUGGCCGUGCCCGUGUCUGAAGCGCUGGUGCAGCUGCAACGUCGUCCCGUAUAUAUUAGCAAUACGGUCGGUGGGUUAGCCGGCACAACAUACGUGCGGAUGCCAGCGGUCAUCAGUCGCAGCCCAAUGACCGUGUUGAACGUUGUCCAACAGUCGGUGCCCGGUGGUGCACCCACCACACAGCUUAUAUUGCAGGCGGCGCCAGCGACAAGUGCCACAAGCGGCACACCUGUUGUGGUUAGCAGCAGUACCGCUGCAUCCUCAUCCGCUGAGCAAAUGACAGUAGCUCUGGCUCAACAACAGACAUCACAGUCUCAGGUGGUCAAUGGGAAUACUGGCAGCAAUAUAACAAGCAAACAGCAGCAGCAACAGCAGCAAGUGGUGGCCAACAGCAAUGGCCAAGUGACUGCCGUGGCCACCGCUAAUGUGGCCACUGCUAGCACCAAUACUGUCUCCACAUCGACCUCCACCACCAGCUACCAGUGUGUUGAGUGUGUGGAAAAGUUCGAUUCGAAGGAACUGUUUGACAUCCAUCGCUCCGGUCAUGCCAACAAUAUGAAGUGCGCCAUUUGCAACAUGGUGCUCAAAUCACUUAAGAACUAUGAGAAGCACUGCCUUCGUUGCAAGCCCUACGAGUGUCAGAUUUGUGGACGUGUUGUCCGUUUCCGGCCCAAUUUCAUUAAACACAUGCGCGUCCACACCGGUCAGCAAUCGGAGCGGCAUAAAUACAAAUGCGAGGUAUGCCACAAAGAGUUUAUGAGCUUCGAGUACUUCAAGGUGCACAAGAAGAUCCACAACGAGAAUGUUAAUCUGACGUGCGAGAUUUGUGGCAAAGUAUUCAGUGCGUUGGCCUCCUUACGCGGUCAUUCCAAGCUGCACUCAGGCGUCAAGCUGCACAAAUGCGACGUGUGCGGGAAGGGCUUUGGCCAACGUUACAAUCUCAAAAUACAUGCUCGUACACACACCGGCGAUUUUCCAUUCGAGUGCAAGAUCUGCAAGAAGAAAUUGCACACCCAAUCAUCGUUGCAGACGCACAUGCAGGUGCAUCUGCGGGAUCAGCCCUCGCAAGCGAUCAACGCUGUUAAAUUUCAGGAUCAGCAGCAGACGUCAACAGGCAGCAGUGGCACCUCAACAGCCACAAGCACAAGCGCUUCCAAUGGCGGCAGUGUGGCCGCCACAAUUGUCAAGCUGGAGCCGCAGAGUGAGCUCGAUGGGCCCAGCACUAGCGGGCUGCUUCAUCAGCAGCAGCACGACAUCGAUAUGGACGAAAAUUCUGGACUGAGCGAUGACGAUGACGAGCUGCAAAACAGCAGCGGCGUCGGCGUUGUGAACUCCUCGCAUAUUGUAACCACGACCACCAAUCGUAUUACCACCGGCGAGGACUCCUCGAAUGAGUCCUCGAAUGCCUCGCUUCAUCAGCCACUUUCAUCAUCGUCAUCGUCGCACUCCCUGCCGCAACAACAGCAGCAGCAGCAGCAGCAACAGUUCGUCGUCUCCACGCCAACACGUACCAUUGUUAUUAAGAACUACAUGCAACAGCAGCAGCAGCAGCAACAGUCCUCGGUAUCCGAGCAACAACUGUCGCACCAACACACACAGGUCAUACAGAGCGGUGCGGGCACCAGCAACGGCCACAAUACGAGCAACAGCAGCUGUAGCAGCAGCAAUGGCAGCAGUAACAGCAGCGGCGUAGGCCCUGGUAACAACAGCAACUUGACGCAGCAACUGCUUCGUAAGACGCCCAUUAUCCACUCCACCGGUGGCGCAACCACGCUCUCCUCCGCCCUGGCGAGCGUUGUGCAGCAGGCAUCCGGAGUCGGGGCCUCACCAGCGCCAUCGCCAUCAUCCUCCACAUCGUGUUCCUCCACUGUGCUGGUAUCCAAGGCAACUGGUGUGCCGCUGUCCAUUGCCUCAUCAGCUGCGCUCGGCGGCUCCACGAUCAUACGCAGCACUCGCAACCAUCACCAUGCCCACACGAAUUCACAGCAGCAUCAGCACAAUCAGCAGAGCACAUCUGUGGCCAGCACUGGCGGCAGCAGCUCCUACAGCACAAUGUCGACGGGCAACAGCGGCACCGGCAGCGGCAGCAAUCAACGGGCUGCAGCUGGAAGCUCGUCGCAGCAACAGCAGCGCAAUAACCACCGAAACCACCACCGACGUCGGCAUCUCGCCGAUCUGGACGAUGAUGAUGAUGAUGACGCGACGGCGCAGUUGCGUGCCAGCGCCACAAAUGGUCAUCAAACGGCGUUAGGGACGCAGCAGCGAACGCAUCACAAUCAUCAUCACCAUCAUCACAAUCAUCAUUUUGACGACGAUGAUGAUGAUGAGAAAUCCUCCCCGUCCCUGGCCACUGCGGCCAUCAUAAAGGUUGAACCGAAUCUCUAUUCAUCCGGGUCCGGCGACAACUCCAACGAUAUGUUCAUCAAGGAGGAGGUAAUGUUCGAGGAUUCGGCGGCACCGCACUCGCCACAAUCACCGCCCAGCUCCAAGUUUCGCAUCUCGAAUUUCGACAGCGAUCUGGUUGAUCAUCAUGUCGAUUUGAAUCACUCGCUGCCGCCGUAUGGUAAUCUCUUUGAGCCGCAUUCCAUACCCGACACCAUACCUGUGCAAUUGUAUCCCGACGACGAUGAUGAUUUCCGGCUGGACCACAGCUCUCUGGGUGCCCUCCACAACACAUCGUCGUCGACCACCGAUGGUGAUUUCAUCAAGAAGGAAUGGGUCUAUGGGAGUGGUACCAGCAGCUAUGCCAUGAACGGCAAAUUCGACGAUGAUAGCGAUGCUUUGUGUGAUGCCGCAAAUUUCAUAUAUAAUUGAGACCCCGCCGCACCCACCACUACCACAGCCCUGUCGUCCCCAGCACUGGGAACGUCGCCGCUGCCGGCGCCAUUGGAGGAGCGUAGUGUGGUGCGGCGCGUACACGAUGCGGCUAUGUGGAGUGAGUGUUGAGAACAGAGAUAGUGAUCAUAAAACAGAUGCUGAGGCAGUCGCUGCUCCAAAUGCCAAUACCUUUACAUACAACAUACAUAAAUAUAUAGAAAGUAUUCGUAAAGCAUAGAUGCCAGCAGGAUAAACAAAAAAAAAAAAUGAUUUAAAAAAACAAACAAAACAUAAAAAAUACAUCAAAAAGAGAACUUGUGAAAUACAGUCGAUUAGUUAUGCGUAAAUACACACACACACACUCGAAACAUACAACAUACACACAACACACAUAGUUAUAGAAUGAAUUUUUGUGAGAAGAGAACGCCUAACUAAUCAAAUCCUUGAUGGAAAGGCAACGCACACAGAAUACGGGAAGGAGGGGGGAAAUGGACAAAAGGACGCACAAAUACAGCUACUACCGUACAAGUAUCUAAGCAGAAAUCAUAUGGAACACAUGUGAAGCAAUCACACACACACAACACAAACAUAAAUAUAUACUAAUUUAUAUAUAUACAUUAAUAUAUAGUACAUGCUAUCUCUGUCGCGCUCGUGAUCUUAACGUGAUCUUAAACUAAAUCGAUGUGUAAAAUGUACGUAUAUGUAUUGUUGCAUAAUUCUCGCUCUCGUGGUGAGUCUCUCUCACUCCCUCUCUUUCUCUCUCUCUCUCUCUGUCUCUAUUUGACUGUAUCUCCUUAUCUUUCCGUCUCUCUUUGUCUUUGUAAUCAUUGGUGUGUUGUGACGCAAAAAAGCUUUUACAAGUGUUUCUCUUUAGAAAUAAAUUAACUUAAUUUUUAGUUGUAUCUUUUGGGUUGUAAUUCUACACCCACGAACACCGAACCAGCCAACCCUACCAACAACCAGCCAUAACUGUUUAGUCUCGCCAUCUUAUUCCCUUUCUCUGUCGCUCUGUCGCUGCCACUAAUAAGCUGAAGAUCCCAUUCAUAGUUCUAAACAAGACAAGCCAAGGUUUCCAACCCACCACCAUGCGUGCGUGCGUGUAUGUGUGUGUGUGUGUAUGUACAUAUGUAUGUAUUUAUGUACUUGUGCUCCCUUCACACGUGAAACACCAUCGAAUUACGACAAUCUCGCUAAUUCUCCCAAAACAUUUUUCAUUUAAUUUGCUUGUAUUUAAGCUCGAUAACGUAUUCCUAAAUGUCUGCCCAAAAAUAUAGUCUAUAUAUAGUAUAUCUCCUAAAAUAUGAGCGCGUCGUGCUCCUGCUCCAAAGAAAGAAGUGCAAACUAAAGUGGAAGCAAAAGAACGAAUGAUAUGAAAUGAAAUGCAAUGUAAACGUACAACAACAAAUUGUUCAGCCUGAUUUCUGUCGUGAGAGAACAAAUGAAAAGGAAAAGCAAAGCGUAACAAAUUCUGUUUUAUAGUGUGUUCCAAAACUAAGCUAAGAACAACAACAAAAAUACGAAGAAAAAAAGGUGAAAAACAUCAAUUAAACAAUUUACCAGUCUUUAAGGCCCGUUAAAACUCUAAUAUCUAGCAAGGUAGUAGUUUAACUUUUGAACUGAAAACUGUCGCUCCGAUCUCUAGUUUAGGGGUUAAACUCCAAUUAAGCUGGAAUAUCUGACGGGUCCUAAACCGCCGGGUCCUAGUGCGUACCACCACCUAUCGAUGCAAUAUUUUUUUUUUUUUUUCUACACUUUCCACACGUCCGCUCUCUACACUUGCAUGGGAUUUUCUUCCUUUAUUUUUUUUAUAAUGGCAAUGUUUACACAUCAACAAUCCUCUAUACAUACAUAUAGUAUAUAGCUAGACAGCACAUUGUUUGAUAUUUCCUUAGAGUUAAUUUUACUUUA